Hipposideros armiger (great roundleaf bat) is the source of this 4762-nucleotide messenger RNA. It is a transcript of the gene DNAI4, whose product is annotated as dynein axonemal intermediate chain 4. The record is from RefSeq and is a predicted model, not a curated record. NCBI's taxonomy places the organism in Eukaryota, Metazoa, Chordata, Mammalia, Chiroptera, Hipposideridae. Gene Ontology annotation, molecular function: dynein light chain binding; dynein heavy chain binding. Gene Ontology annotation, cellular component: axonemal dynein complex. Gene Ontology annotation, biological process: cilium movement.
UCCGCCUCCGCCCUCCUCCUUGGCCUCCAGCCGCCAGCCAACCGCGCGGCCGCUUGUUAAGCCUGGGCUCCACUGUCUCCAUGACGCCCGGCAAACAUUCCGGUGCUUCAGCCGGAGCCGCUAACUUCGGGGGUUGGGGGUACAGGGACUGCAGAAGCAGGCGGAAGGGGUGGUCGACCACUCCCCAGCCAGUCGCCACCAUGCCCACGUCUCCGGUAAACAUCCGCAAGCAGACGACCGUCGGAUUGAACACUGGCACACAGCCAGUGAAGUCUAUUAGCUUGAUUGGCCCAGGAAAAGGAGCUCAAACAAAAAGAUCUGUUAGUGUACUCCAAAGCAGAAUAGCUGUGUCAAGAAGCACGAUGCUCCUACCUGACGUAAAGACAGCAGAAAAAAUGAGUAUUUCCAACAUAAGGGGAAUCACACAGGUGUUUGAUGUAAAUGGAGUUGAUGUUACUCCUCGGCCUCUGUACCGUCCAGAUCUAUAUGGUACAGCAAAGCCAAAUAGACUAUUGACAUCACAAGAAGGAUCACUUGGAUCAGAAUAUGUACUCUCCUAUAGCAUUUAUCAAAAUACACUGACUCCCAGUAUAUUAGGGCAAUUUACAAGGUCAGUUUUAGGAAGCAGUACAGUUUCUAAGUCAACUGCAUCGACUAGUGAAUCAAUAGCAGAAGACCUAGAAGAACUAUCCUAUAAACGGGAAAAAUUGGCUAGUUUUACAGAUUUUCGAGUUAUGAAGACAACACCUGGAAAAACUGUAACAAAAGAAGACCUGGGAAAGACUAUAGAGAUAAUACUCACAGAGACAGAAACCCUGAGACUUUUUAACCUUCCAACAGUCAUGGUUUCGGUAGAAUCUGAAGAAGCUGAGGAAGUAAGCCGGAGAAAUAAGAAUUAUGAGAGCCUUUGUAAGAAUAGAUUAGGCAAUGACUUAUAUGUUGAAAGGAUGAUGCAAACUAUUAAUGGAGCACCAAAGAAUAAAGAUGUUCAAUGUGACAGAAUCAUAAAGGAAGACAAAGGUAUAAUGUCUACUGCUUGGGAUUUGUAUGAUUCUUAUAGCGCCCUGGAACUUUCAUCUCUACCAGAAAAACAAUCUAUAGUUGAUUCAAGUGGUAGAGCAAGCAUAGCUUCUAAAGAUCGGGACCAAAGAGGGCCAGGAAGUACUAUAGAAAAAAAUAGUGAAGCUAGUUCUCUGAUGGAUAUAGAAAAUGUAAUUCUUGCUAAAAUGCAUGAUGAUGAAGAAGACCACUCAGAUGCAAUAUUCAAAUCUGAAAAGUUCCAUCAGGACUUAUUUUUUAUGGAACGAGUUCUAAUGGAAAAUAUAUUUCAGCCAAAACUUGCAGCUUAUCGUCAGCUUCCUGUUUUAAAAGAACCAGAACUUGAAGAGCCUGAAGACUUUUUAGAAGGUGAAAAUCUUGCGGAGGUAGAAAAAGUGGUUAAGAAGGAAGAGGAGGAAGAAAUAGAAAUAGGUGCUCAACAAUCAACAAUACCAGCCAAUUUGGAACGACUUUGGUCCUUUUCCUGUGACUUAACUAAAGGCCUUAAUGUGAGCAGCCUUGCCUGGAAUAAAAUAAAUCCAGACCUUUUGGCUGUUGGCUAUGGGCACUUUGGAUUUAAAGAGCAAAGAAAAGGAUUGGCUUGUUGCUGGUCAAUAAAGAAUCCUAUGUGGCCAGAACGUAUUUAUCAGAGUCCAUACGGAGUUACUGCUGUGGAUUUUUCUAUUGGAACACCUAACCUUUUAGCAGUUGGCUAUCACAAUGGCACCAUUGCAGUCUAUAACGUACAGAGCACCAGUAACGUCCCAGUUCUGGAUAGUAGUGAAUCACCUCAAAAACAUUUGGGACCUGUAUGGCAGCUCCAGUGGAUAGAGCAAGAUAGAGGAACAACGGGUGAUGACAAAAGAGAAAUACUCGUUUCUAUAUCAGCAGAUGGAAGAAUCUCCAAAUGGGUUAUACGGAAAGGACUGAACUGUCACGAUUUGAUGCGUUUGAAGCGAACUGCUGCCAGAAGCAGCAAAAAAGGAGGGGAAAAGGAAAAGAAAGGUGAAGCUUUGAUAUCUCGACAGGCUCCUGGAAUGUGUUUUGCUUUUCAUCCCAAGGACACAAAUAUCUAUUUGGCUGGCACUGAGGAAGGUCAUAUUCACAAAUGUUCUUGUUCAUAUAAUGAACAAUACCUAGAUACCUACAGAGGACAUAAGGGUCCAGUGUAUAAAAUAGCAUGGAACCCAUUUUGUCAUGAUGUAUUCUUAAGCUGUUCUGCAGAUUGGGGUGUUAUUAUAUGGCAACAGGAGAAUCUCAAGCCAUUUUUGAGUUUUUAUCCAACUACUUACGUUGUUUAUGAUGUUGCCUGGUCUCCAAAGUCAUCCUAUGUAUUUGCAGCUGCCAAUGAGAGCAGAGUGGAGGUUUGGGAUCUUCACAUCAGCACUUUGGACCCUCUGAUUGUGAAAGUUGCUAACCCUGGAAUCAAGUUCACAACCGUUCUCUUCGCCAAACAUACAGAUUGCCUUCUAGUAGGAGACAGUGAUGGGCAGGUUGCUGUGUAUGAAUUAAGAAAUAUGCCCACUGUUUCAGGGUCUGGCCGGAGAGAUAGGAUAGACACUUUGCUUGGACUCAGGCCAAACCAACCAGGAUAAUUCAUCAUUACUGAUAUGUUUUUUGUUAUUGUUUAUAGAAAAAGGAACAGUGUUUAAUAAUCCAGUAGUCUGAUUUGUAUGCAGUAAGCUGGGGUUUGGAUUUUUUUAAAAAAAUUAAUGUAUAACUUCCAUUUUAAAUUAAUGUAAAUUUAGUGAACUUUUAUUUCAGAGAUAUGUGAUUAGUUUGUAAUCUAAGCUAAUUGUAAGAGUUUUGUUGGGAUUUUCUUAAUUUUUGAAAGCUAUUCCUACUCUGUUUCUUAAUCAUAUUCCAAGUAUAUGCACAUACUUACAAAAUAUCUAAAUAUGUUAGAAAAUUAUUAUUUCUUUAGAAGAAAAGCCUCGAAAUUAUUAGAAUUCCUUAAACAAAAAUCUUUAUUAAGACAAAGUUUCAUAUGCUUUUAAAUCUUCUGCCUUCCAAGCUUUCCAAGGAUUUGUGAGUUAUGCAGGUGUUAGUAUUAUGCGAAUAUUAGAUUCUCAUACACAACUUGAAAUCAAAUUUUAUCCUCUUAGAUAUGAGUGCUGAAGCUAUAGUACUUUGUUAGACUGUUUAACAAGCAAAAGACAUGACAGCAAAUGUCAGAACUGCACUGUUUGGCCAGCAGGCAUCAUACAUACACCCAGUUCAGUGAGAAGAGUUAGCCUGGGGCACAUUAGGGCACCCUCCUCUGCACGCCCAGAACCUGCUCUGGGUUUUAGGCCCAGAUUUAAGUGGGCCCAGGGAGAAAAGAGAAAGUCCCUGAUCUAUAGUUCCUAUCAGGAUGUUAUUUUAUAAUGGGUUCUAGGGCAGGCUUGUGGAAAUAGAAGGCGUGGGAGGCAGUAACGCCUCCAAAUAUAGAUUGCUAACAAUCUGUUCCAUGCUGUUUGUUUUAACAAGUCCUGGAUUUUGUUAACUGAGGCUGUUGGACAGUAUGGCCCAUAAAGCAUUCUAAGUGGAGAGGAAAAGAUAAAGCAUUUAAAACUCACUAAACUCUCUGAAAAAAAAUAUACAUACAUAUUAAAAACUGAGAAUGGAAUCAGGGCAGUAGUAGGAAGUACCUUUUACAAGUAUCCAUUUCUUCACAAUCUCCAUUUCUUUGGGACCAUCCUUUAAAAAAAAAACAAAACGCAAGGCAACUUUUAGGUGGACUAAGAGCUUAUGUCAGGUUAUAAAGAUUAUACAUUUUCUACUGAUAUGCAAGUUGUAAGUCAUUGUGAUUCUUCUCUUUGUCUUUCUGAAAAGCUGGUACAACAAAAUAAAAACUUCAUUUAAUUGAAAAAAAUGUGCUUCUUUUCAUUACGUCUUUUUGAUAUUUAAAAUAUUUUCACAUAUUAUACUUCUCUUGCUCAUCAAGCCUAAAUGAAAAAUAAAGCUAUUUUAUACAUUUUGGAUCCUGGGAAACUGAUCCUGAAGCACUGAACCUGUUCCACUCUGCCUUCCUCACCCCUGAUCUUACAGACUCUCCCUUACUUUCAGAUUAGCAUCUAAUUUCUAAGAUAUUUCACCUGAGAGUUACAGGAAGCAUUAUUUUGCUGGCUUUCUAGGCUGGCUUUGGAUUCUCACUAGUAAAUUCUAUUUACCAUAAAAUUAAAACAAAAAAUGUAAGACUAUGUUUUUUCGAGCAGUUGUUUUAGGUUUAUCAUACAAUUGAAAGGGAGGUACAGAGAUUUUUUCUUAUACCUCCUGCCCCAACACAUACAUAGCUUCCCCACUUAUCAACAUCACUCACCAGAGUGGUGCAUUUGUUGUAAUUAAUGAAUUUACACUGACAUAAUCAUGCAAAGUUCACAGUUUACAUUAGGGAUCACUCUUCAUGUUGUACAUUCUAUAGGUUUGGGCAAAUGUAUAAUGACAUGUAUCCAUCAUUAUAGUAUCAUAUAGAGUAUCUUUACUGCUCUAAACAUCACCUGUACUCUGCCUGUUCAUCCCUAAACUCUCCCAUCCAGCAACCACUGAUUUUUUUACUGUCUCAGUAGUUUUGCCUUUUCCAGGAUGCUAUGUAAUUAGAAUCAUACGGUAUGUAGCCUUUUCAGAUUGGCUUCUUUCACUUAAUAACAUGAAUUUAAGGCUCUUCCAUGUAUGUUCUUGGCUUUAUAGCUCAUGCCUUUUUAGAGCUGACUAAUAUUCCGUUGUCUGGAUGUACCACAGUUAA